Messenger RNA from Doryrhamphus excisus (bluestripe pipefish), 5507 nucleotides. It is a transcript of the gene ptger4a, whose product is annotated as prostaglandin E receptor 4 (subtype EP4) a. Gene Ontology annotation, cellular component: plasma membrane. Gene Ontology annotation, biological process: inflammatory response; negative regulation of inflammatory response; adenylate cyclase-activating G protein-coupled receptor signaling pathway. Gene Ontology annotation, molecular function: prostaglandin E receptor activity. The record is from RefSeq and is a predicted model, not a curated record. NCBI's taxonomy places the organism in Eukaryota, Metazoa, Chordata, Actinopteri, Syngnathiformes, Syngnathidae.
CACGAAUCGCGGCAGUGUAGUGCUCGCAUUCAUCUCUCAGUCCUGCUCGGAUAAUGGGUGUUCUCCUCUUUUAGUGCAACUUUGAACUUCUAUUGGACUUUUUUUUCAACAAUGUUCUCCAAGGAAGAAGUGGUGGAGGUUCCGGCGUGUCGAGAAAGUUAAUGUCCAGUGACUGCUUGUGAAUGAUGGAGACCACCACGAGCGAGCAGUCCAUGACGGGGCACACUAUGAUCCCCACUAUCCCGUCCAUCAUGUUCAUUUUCGGGGUGGUGGGGAACGUCAUCGCAAUCGUGGUGCUGUGUAAGUCCCGCAAAGAGCAGAAGGAGACCACGUUCUACACGCUGGUUUGCGGGCUGGCUGUCACCGACCUCCUCGGCACCCUGCUGGCCAGCCCGGUCACCAUCGCCACCUACGUGAAGGGGUCCUGGCCGGGAGGGGAGCCACUGUGCCAGUACUUUGGCUUCACCAUGAUCUUCUUCUCCUUGGCUGGCCUCAGCAUCAUCUGCGCCAUGUCCGUGGAGAGGUACAUGGCUAUCAACCAUGCCUACUUUUACAAUGACUAUGUGGACCAGAAGCUGGCCGGGCUGACCCUCCUGGCUAUCUACGUGUCCAAUGCCUUCUUCUGCGCCCUGCCCAUGGCAGGUUUCGGUAGAGUCCAGAAGCAGUACCCGCAGACGUGGUGCUUCUUGGAGUGGCGGAGCAACAAGACGAGCGACGCGGCGUUUAACUUCAUGUACGCAGGCUUCAGCUCCGUGCUCAUCCUGGCCACGGUGCUGUGUAACGUGCUGGUGUGCGGGGCUCUCAUACGCAUGCACCGGCGAUACGUGCGCAGGACGUCGCUGGGGACUGACCUCGGACGCGACGUGGAUCCGCGCAGAAGGGGGCGCAGUUUCGGCCGUCUUGCCGGAGCAGAGAUCCAGAUGGUCAUCCUGCUCAUAGGCACCUCGGCGGUGGUGCUUAUCUGCUCCAUCCCACUGGUUGCUCAAGUGUUUUUGAAUCAGCUCUACAAGCCUCCAGUAGAGCGGCGCUUGGACAAGAACCCCGACCUGACGGCCAUUCGCUUUGCCUCCUUUAACCCCAUCCUCGACCCCUGGAUCUACAUCCUGCUGCGGAAGGCCAUCCUCCUCCAACUGGUGGAGAACAUCAAGUGUCUUUUCUGCAAGAUGGGCGCCAGGAGCAGGCAGCAUACCGACGGAAGCUUACGCUGCAAGGACACCGCUCCUCCGUGCUCAUCCAAGCAGGACUCGAACUCACUGGAAGUUCAGGAUAUCACUUGCCAGACUUUCUUGCAUCUCCCACAGGUAAAGGAGGCGCACAUUGGUCGGGGCUAUCACAAAGAAGAGAAGCUGUCCUGGUCUUCAACAUGGAGACACUUGCAGGUGACUAAGACUUGUGAGCAGAGCAGGGAGGGGACCGAUGUGUUUAAGGACUCCCCAGUGAAGGACCCAGCAUUACAGGUGUCACUCAGCACUGAGACGGUUCAGGAGAAAUGCAUCUGACUUAACCCUCCCCACAGGGCGAGUUCAAAACAGGAACUGUCAAUCAGUCAAGAAAAACAUUGCAAACAAUGAACACUUUAGCAGCUGUAGCCGCACAGCAAGAAGGCCCAGGAUGUUGAAUUUCCAAGUAUUUCAAUGAAUGUCCCAUUAAGGUUUAUGUAACGGAUGCCAGCCGGUGCGGCUGCGCACCAAGUGAACGUUGGUAAAACCUCACAACCUUGGCAUUAGUCCAAACUUUUGCCCCAACGGUCAGUGCUUUCAUCUCCCAUUCCGAAUUUCCUGUGUUUGAGCCCCAGCACACGUUACAUUUAAACCAACUUAAACAGGUCAUUUCCCGGUUCACAGAACUGCACCAUUUCUGAUUUCGAUCCUUCAUGAGUCGAACGGCAAAAAGACAAAACAAAAGUGAGCCUAGUUUGUUUUUUUUGUGUGUGCACUUUAUUAUAUUACCUUGCACACCACUUCCUGGUUUAUGGUACGUGCCAUAUGAUUGUCGCAGGGGUCAUAACAUUACCGAGUUGUUGCACUGGUAACGUUUCCUUCAUAAGUCACACAACAAAAAGAGUAUAAAUUCCUCUAACAGCUGAAUGUGCUUUUCCAGUAUACCUACAGGUAGGUGAUGAAGGGACUGUACCAUUUUUCAGUAUAUAGGGAGGAAGGAAUCAUUCCAAAAUAAAUAAAAUAAAUUAGUAAAUAACAUAAAUACUUUUGGCACACAAUAUAUAUAUAUAUAAGUAUGUGUAAAAGUGUUUGUUUAUUAGUACUUCCUGGUUUAAAGAGGAUAACGAAAGUACAUUUGCAUUUUUUUCGUCAGGGGCUGUAUGUUAGCUAGCAGGCUACUUUCUGAAGUAUAUCUUAACAUACUCCAUCCUAACUCAAAAAGGGAAAAGGUUCAUUGGUCUCCCUAUUUGCUAAUUAGAAAGCUACUUCCUGGUUUAAAGAGGAUAAUGAAAGUACAUUAGCAUUUUUUUAGUCAGGGGCUGUAUGUUAGCUAGCAGGCUACUUUCUGAAGUACCUUAAGAUACUCCAUCAUAACUCAAAAAGGGAAAAGGUGAUUUGCCAAAUUUGUGUUUAUUAGUCUCCCUAUUUGCUAAUUAGCAGGCUAUUUCCUGGUUCCGACGUUAGCAUUAUAAGGACGGAACGCUAACGUUUGAAUUCAGGCUGGAGAGGAAAGCUCCCUUGUUUCAGGAACUAGAGUCAACUUUCGUUUGUUUGCUAAUUAGUUGUUUAGCAAGCUACUUCUUUGUUUAUUUGUAUUAAGGAGCUGUUAGCAGCUAAAACUGUUCAGUGGAUACUUAGUAAAGCUUCUCUGUUCAAAUUUUCACUAAAAGGUUAUCAUUCCCUCUGUUAAGUUUAGUUUACAUCAAAUACAGGAGAACCUUGGCUAGUAUCAUUAUUUUUUUUCCAGAAUAUUCAACUCUAACCAAAACGUAUGCUAACUGAAUAGAUUGUUCCCAUAAGAAAUAAUAUAAUGGAAAUCAAAUUAAUACGUUCCAGAAAGCCAAAACACAUUUUCACAUUUUGUUGUUUUACUGCGGUAAACAGUUCCAAAUAAAUAUAAAUGAUGAAUGAAAGGUAUAAAUGAACAUUGAAAGUUAUUUUUACCUGUAUUGAAGACAUCAUUCUUGAUGUGAGUGUUCCCAAAGACGCCAUGUGGCAGCGAGACACCCCGUUCCUGUUUUGCCAAAAGUUAUUUCUUGAGUUAAUUGGAGUUUUUCACCUCUAUAACCCAAAAUGGAGCCAAUAUUUCAAAACACUAUUAAACCGAAUUGAAUUCAUGACAAAACAAAAGAUGGUGUCCGUGUUGUCUCUCGCUACCACCUUGUGUCUUUGGGAACACUCACAGAGUGAGUCACAUCUUCAAUGAAGGUAAAAGUAACCUUAAAUAUUAAAUUAUCCCUUUCAUUCGUCAUUUAUGGGUAAUUAGAAUUGGUUUGUACAGGCUACAUAGCUGACCUUUGGUUCUGGUUGCCAUGUUAGCAAGCUAGCUUCUUUGUUAAAUGACAUUAAGAACACAAUAACGCUAACCGGAACAUGUAUGUAAACAGAGGCCAAACUUUUGCCAUAGAUUUCCGUUGUUAACUUAAAAAACAAGCAACCUGGUGCAGAUGCUAACUGUGGUUCCACUGUACUUUGCCUUAAAGCUUGACGGACAUAUACGGACGAUUGUGAAAUUAGGCUUUGUGACCCUGAACUACCUCACACAUCUCCAACAAUAAGAGCUGGGUUUAUUAUCGUGUUUAAAAUACUGAAGUUAUUCCAACAUCAAUGACCCAUUUCUUUGUGACUCAAGUGUCCGUGACGGGAAAAGACAUCUUUGACUAUUUUGGGCCACCUUGUGACAAUCAAAUUUGGGUAGCUUUCCAGUUGAAGUAGAUGAGUUAAGACGUCAGGAAUAAUAUUUUUUGGGACAAGCUGAUUCAUGAGCUUGUGGUCAGUAGAAGUAGCAGUGAAUGUGAUACUGCUGUGAGCUGUCUUUGUUUUGGACUCUAUUGGACAGCACUUUUUUUUCUUUCUUUUUUUUUGGAAGGACGUGUUAUUUCAGCUCCAUGACUAAUGUGCAGUAGUUCCUUUUUGUGCUGGAGUAGACACAAAAUUUCAUCUCAAAUAUCUGAAGAAGGUACAAAAGAUUCCUACAUGUGACACCUAAUUAGUGACUGUUUUCAAAUGUUUUCCACAUGUGGUCUGUGCAGUAUGUGCUUCGCGUGGACGUUUUUCCUGUGUUUUAUCACUCAUUUCAGUUUGUGAUGGAGAAAGGUGAAAAAUGUAGUUUCAUGGAAUUAUUCUUCUCUGUGAGAAGGUUGUAGCACCACCAGUCACAACUCUAAAGGCAAUAACCCGCCUGAACUAACAAUUAGGAUGUUCUCAUGCUCAUUCCCUGCAUUACUAGUAGUGAUGUGUGAUAACACUGAUUUUGUUUCCAAUCCGAUUAUCGGCGAUUCCGAUCCGAUGCAGAUACUUUGUGCAUAUUCACCUGUCGGGUAAUUUUUUUCAUAGCAUAAAUCUUUUAUUAAUGAAAUAAUUUUUUGGGUUAAUUUCAAUAACGUCGGCCGAGUGGUCAGCACGCAGGCCUCACAGCUAGGAGACCCGAGUUCAAUUCCACCCUGGGCCAUCUCUGUGUGGAGUUUGCAUCUUCUCCCCAUGCAUGCGUGGGUUUUCUCCGGGUACUCCGGUUUCCUCCCACAUUCCAAAAACAUGCUAAGUUAAUUGGCGACUCCAAAUUGUUACAAUUUUUCAUUAUCUGGUAUCGGAAGCAUUGAUAGUUCAGUAUCGAUCUGCACAUCACUAAUUCCUACAUCAUGGAAGAACUGGGAAAAGUCAAAUGUAUAUGAAUGUAUUAUUUAUACUUUAUGCCGACUGCUGAUGGUUAUCUUUCAUUUUUGGAAUUGAUUACCUGUCUUGCACAGCGCCACCUUGCUUGUUUUUAUUCUAAUACAACGAUGAUGUAUAGCAGACAAAAAACGUAUAUAUAAAAAUAAUAGUGGCUCAUUUUGUGGUGUUAUUAUUGGAUAUUAUAUAGAUUUUAUUACAAUUAUUACACAGUUAUUCACAUUUUGAGUUCAAGUUUUAUUUUUUUCAAGCUGGAAAUGACUGUAAAAAAUGAAUGACAAAUAUUAGCCAUUUCCAGAUCCUGGUAACUUCUAGCGAAUAGUAAAUAUGCAUCUCUUGAGAAAUAGUAUAGAUUUAUUUUUUGGUCAAAAUGUAAAAAAUAGUCAAUAUUUUUUUGUAAUAUCCAUUUUACACUUACAACUUUUUGCCACUUUUGUGUCAUUUCCAGAUACAGAUACAGAUUCGACACAUUCAGAUUAUGACACAGUGAAGGACUGUCUUUCAGAAUACUUGAGUGGAAGUAAGAAAAAUGUAAAAGUGUUCAAAAAACACACACAAUUAUUGUCAUAUGGGGACCAUUUCAACUCCUGUCUGUGCAUAUAUUAUUAAUCCCACCUGUCACAUUUGUACAAUAUAUGAUAUUUAAUUUGAUGUAUUAUUAAAUAUGUUUUUCAAUUA